AUGGCGAACAAAUAUCUGCCGGCAAGAAGGGACGGGAGGAUAGUAAUACACUUCGACUAUGAUUGUUUCUAUGCUUCAGUCUUCGAAGCGAAGAAUCCGGCACUCAAGAGCUUGCCAUUCGCCGUGCAGCAGAAGCAGAUUAUAGUCACUUGCAAUUAUGAAGCACGGAGGAGAGGGUUGCACAAGCUGCAGCUGAUAAAAGAUGCGAGGAGGAUUUGUCCAGACGUGAUUAUCGAGCUGGGAGAGGAUAUUUCGCAAUUCAGAGAUGCAAGCAAAGAGCUGUACGGCUUCAUUAAAGGCUUCUCAUGGAACAACAAGAUCGAGCGCCUCGGCUUUGAUGAGGUCUGGAUGGACGUCACGGACAUAGUGGAUUACAAUGUUGCCCUACUGAACAGAAAUGAUCUUGAGAAUUCCUUCUUUCAGCUGGUCCAGGACGAUCCGACCGUAGGCUUUGGCCUCGAUGCAACUGUUAUAGCUGGGCACGCAUUCCCGAAAGACUACGUGUCUGAUCCACACUCCACUAAUGUCAACGAGCUGACUUUGCGCUUGCGACUCGGCAGUCAUCUGGCUCUGUACAUACGGCACCAACUGGAGCAGCAGAAAGGCUACACAUGCACCGUAGGAAUAUCGACAAACAAACUGUUGUCGAAGCUAGUAGGCAACCUCAACAAGCCGAAAGGUCAGACUACUGUUAUGCCACCACUCGCUGCAGUAGAUGGUCAUGUCAGCAACGCAAUUACCUUCAUGGAUGACCAUGAGAUUGGAAAGGUGCCAGGCAUUGGGUUCAAGUUUGCGCAGAAGCUCCGAGAGUUCAUAUUGCAGCGGCCUCCAGAGUUUGACGAUGGCCUUGUGUACGGCUGCACGAAGGAGAAGGUCACUGUCGCUGAUGUUCGCAAUCAUCCUGAUGUCGAUGCGCAGAUGUUGGAAAAGCUCUUAUCCGGUCCAGGCUCAGCUCAUGGUAUAGGCUACAAGAUGUGGUGCCUCUUGCACGGGAUAGAUGACAGUGAGGUCAGCGCAGCAAGAGCCGUGCCAAGGCAGAUCAGUAUUGAGGACAGUUACAUCCGUUUGGACACGAUGCCAGAGUUGUUGAAGGAAUUGAUGCAUCUUGCGCAAUCACUCCUCACUCGUAUGCGCAUAGAUUUGCUUGGCGAAGACGACGAUUUCGAGUCGCAGGACGAUCAGCCUGCUGAUCAAGACAUCACAAGUGUCAGCAACUCUGUGUCCGUAGAGGGAAAGAAAUGGCUGGCACGACCAAAGGUGCUGCGUAUAACAACAAGACCACGACAACCCCUACAACCUGAUGGCACCAGGCAACGCUCGUUCAAGCGCAUCUCGCAUUCCGGGCCCCUGCCAAACUUUGUCUUCCGCCUGACAGAAAGUGUGGACGCUUUGGCCGAGAAAUUGGUGAAGGAAGCCCUGGUCGGUCUGUUCAGGAAAUUGCAUCCAGAAAAGGCAGGUUGGAAUCUGAGCCUGAUAAACCUGGCUGUGACCAACAUGGCAGAAACUGCAGGCGACAGCAAAACCGCGAAUGGGCGGGACAUUGGCUGCAUGUUCAGAAAGCAGGAAGAUGUGCUUAGGGACUUUCGUGUGACGGACGCUGACACGCCGCCUUCGUCAGUGGACGUGAAAUCAGAGCAUAUCCCAGACAAAAGCAGUAUAGCAAAGAAAAGCAUCGAAGAGGCCGAAAACGUCAUGUUCGACAGCGACGAGGACGCAGCAUGGGAUGACGGCGAGGAUGAAAAUGACCUGGAUGAGUGUUGUACAAUUUGCCAUUUGAGGAUGCCGGCCUUUGCUAUGGGAGCCCACCAGCGAUUCCAUCUCCAAAAUUCGGACUAGAGUACAUUACUUUCCAACUCCACGCUUUCCAAUCUACCUCAAUCCUGUAGUUUAUGCGCUGGUAGCUCGGAAUUUUCAAUCAAACGGAGUGCGAAGCCUUG
Molecule: messenger RNA, 1937 nt
Organism: Pseudocercospora fijiensis CIRAD86
Lineage: Eukaryota; Fungi; Ascomycota; Dothideomycetes; Mycosphaerellales; Mycosphaerellaceae
Exons: 1
Coding region: 1-1836 (611 amino acids)
Biological process (GO): translesion synthesis
Molecular function (GO): damaged DNA binding; DNA-directed DNA polymerase activity
Source: RefSeq, a predicted model, not a curated record